Messenger RNA from Malassezia pachydermatis, 798 nucleotides. RefSeq names its product nogo-b receptor. The record is from RefSeq and is a predicted model, not a curated record. The transcript has a single exon. Gene Ontology annotation, cellular component: endoplasmic reticulum membrane; dehydrodolichyl diphosphate synthase complex. The coding region runs from base 1 to 798 and encodes 265 amino acids. NCBI's taxonomy places the organism in Eukaryota, Fungi, Basidiomycota, Malasseziomycetes, Malasseziales, Malasseziaceae. Gene Ontology annotation, molecular function: ditrans,polycis-polyprenyl diphosphate synthase [(2E,6E)-farnesyl diphosphate specific] activity.
AUGGCCGCUGUGCUGUAUGCCGUGUUGUUCUGCUUGCUGCAUACGGUCUAUGGCCUCUGCAAAUAUAUAUGUACUCUUGUGCAAACGGCGCCGUAUCGGAUUCGGUGCCUCAACGAUGUGCUGCCUUCGUUGGAUCGGUACCGCAAGCCCACGCAUCUCGCUGUGGUAUUCGUAUGGGAAACACAUCAGACAGCGCUAGGCGCGUCUCCUACGCAUAUGCGCCAGCAAGUGCACAAAGCCAUGCUUGACGUAUACCGUCUUGUCGAGUGGUGCGCUGCAGCGGGGAUAGCUGAGCUGAGUGUAUACGAUGAACAAGGACUCUUACGUGAGGCGGCGCAAGCGCUUUCUCCGUCAGCCUCCCCUGCGCUCAUGGACGUACAUAUGGGACUGGAUACGCAAGGGCAGUACCCUCCGCCGUUUGCGUACUCUCCAUCACCAAGCGCACUAUGUGACAAGGCGCUGCAUCAACCGCACGUACGUGUCAAUGUGCUAUCCGCGCGCGACGAUAAACCUGCGUUGGUGCAGGCUGUCAAUACCCUACCUACGAUACCCAUUACCUCCUCGCACAUUUCAUCAGCGCUUCAUCACGCCGGUGCUAUGGCCACGGAGCCUGACGUGCUCAUGGUCUGUGAUCCUUGCAUUCGCCCCCCGGAACUACACGGCUUUCCCUGCUGGUGCCUCCGACUUACGACCAUCGGCUCCCUCCCAUCUUGGGCUCACACCCGAGAAUGGAUGCCAACACAUUUCCUAGAUACCCUGCGACUAUAUACAAUGGCGGAGCAGCGCCAUGGCGCGUAG